AUCCCCUCAAAGGCUGAAACCCACCAAGCAAACAUGAUGGACAUUUGGUCUUGGAUAUGUGAGCUUCCUAACAAUGGCGAUUGGGGUGAAUCAGACCCACACCCACCACUCGCCUUUACAAUGGCGAGUUCCGAGGAAGGCGACUCAAGCUCAACUCGUUCGAUCCAACUCAAAGCUGAGCGUACCAUGGGGUCCGAUUCAGAGGUCUGUAUAACCUUCACAAUAAGCUUCCAAGGGUUCCAAUCUUCACCUCUUUGGGUCUCUGACCCCUGUCCUCUAUCUUCAGAGCAACCUUUCCUCCCUUUAGUACUUCAGCUUCUCCAAGAAACCAUCAGCCGUUCACCAGCAAUGCCCAACACCAUUUGCCCGAGGUCUCAGCUUCAAAAACUCAAACCCGAACCGAUUUCUUGGAUCAUUGAGUCUCACUCACCCGAGUCAUUCUCGAGUUUCUUUAACCUUGUCCUUCUCACACGCUUGUUUUGGCUAUGUUCUUGGGAUGCUCCUAGUGAAAUCGGGUCUUUCUAUUUCCAGUACUUACUAGGUCCAAACAUCGAAGCCUUAACGUUUAAACAAGUCCCCGUGCUGAGGACCUUUCUGGUCUCCACUGGUGUCGACACCGAGCUGUGUUUCAUGCGAACCUUGGGGUACAUGUUGACCAAAUGGAUCAUUUUAAGUGAACUCAGCGUUGGAUUAAAAACGCUAAUAACUCCUUUAAAAGGGCAGCAGCAGCAUUUGGGAUUUUCAUAUGCAACCGAGGCUCAUGGAUAUUGGACCUUGAAAGGGUAUGCACCGGUUAAUGCAAUGAAGCUAUUACAUUCGAGUGAUCAGAAAAGCCAAUUUCCGGCCACCGGAGCAAAGGGUUCACUGUUAAGGUACGCACUAGCACACCAGCAGCUCGAGGCCGUCAUUCAAUUGGAAUACACCAUUGGAUUCCAUGAUGGGUACAUUCAAGUGAACGCACGUGUGGAUAACUUACGCUUCCACGUGGCUAGACUAGGGUUCAGCAAAAAAAACGACGACAUGGAUGAUUUCUUGAACGAGAAACACUUCCCGUCGAGGAUCCGAGUUUGGGUCGGACCGGAAGUCGGGUCAACGUACGUGUCCGGGUUAACCUUGGGUCGGUCCACGAACAAUGGUGAAAACGAAGUCGAAACACAAAGGAUCCUUAAAGGGAGUUUCGGGAAAUAUUCAAAGGAUUCCUCCCAUGUUAAAGCAAGAGCAAGGGUUUCCAUGAAGAACAAGAUGAAGAACUGGAGGUGGGAUCAAGACGCGGAAGGGAACGCCGCGGUGUUCGACGCGGUGCUAUGCGACAACGUGACGGGCCAAGAAAUCGCAACGUGGAAAUCGCUCGAUCAAAACAGCAACGGCAGCAGCCAUGGUUUCCGGCAUAGGUACUAUGGAGCUAACAGGCCAUUUACCAAAGCUGGUGGAUUGGUAUUUGCAGGAGAUGAUUAUGGAGAAGGUGUAGGAUGGAGAUUGAACAGGGACAUGGAAGGGAGUGUUUUGAAAUGGAGAAUUGGAGGUGAAGUUUGGUUGAGUUAUUGGCCUAAUAAUGUGAGGAGUUCUUAUGUGGAAACAAGGUGUGUUGAAUGGUGUGAUGAAGUUGAUUUGCCAUUAAUCCCGCCCGAAAAAUAAAAUAGAGAUCUUAAAAGCUUGUGAAAAUUAUAGUCAACGUUUCGGUUCAUUUGUUAUUAGUGUAAAAAUAGCGGUAAUAAUAAGAUUAGAUAUUGUAACAAUACUGUAUUACAAAAUAAAAAAUAAACUAAAUGCACCGUA
Gossypium raimondii (Peruvian cotton) is the source of this 1776-nucleotide messenger RNA. RefSeq lists its product as uncharacterized. Lineage: Eukaryota; Viridiplantae; Streptophyta; Magnoliopsida; Malvales; Malvaceae. The record is from RefSeq and is a predicted model, not a curated record. The transcript has a single exon. Bases 34 to 1635 code for a protein of 533 amino acids.